This is a messenger RNA of Drosophila hydei, 2533 nucleotides long. RefSeq lists its product as uncharacterized. Lineage: Eukaryota; Metazoa; Arthropoda; Insecta; Diptera; Drosophilidae. The record is from RefSeq and is a predicted model, not a curated record. The transcript has 6 exons. Bases 586 to 2382 code for a protein of 598 amino acids.
GACAGUCGCAACACGCUGCCGGGUCGCGCACGAAAUUUAUGGAAAUGAAAGCAUCACUUUAGAUAGCAUCGACACGUUGUUCCGCGCUCUUAUCGAUUCAAAUUAAGGAAUGCUACAUGAAAUAGAAAAUAUAUAAAAAAAAAAUCUCGACAAAUCAUAGACAUGUGCGCAAAGUGGGCAAAGUGAAAAGAGCCAAGACGCAACAAUUGCAUUGACAGUGUGUCCAAGAGUGAUGAAUCGAAGAGUUGGCGCAAAGUGAACGGGUUUUCGGUCGGUUUCGGUUAGUCGGUUAGUUAGUUGCUCGUUGCAGGCAUUUCACCAACGCCGACUGCAACUCCAAUUUCCGAACAAGCCAAACCAAAAGCCAAAAACGAAAGUUUCCACGAAAUUCGUAAAGUCGAGCCAAAUUCUUUGGCGGAAUUCCGCAAAAGUUUGGCCAAUCCCCGAGUAAGCACCGCUGUUCAAAACCGUAAAAUGUGUAAAACAAAUCAAUUAACCGCAAGUUGCAACCAACUGAACUAAUGCGCAUUAUCUAAGAGAGCGUAACGAACAGAACGUGCAUCAGCGAUCCAGCGAAACGGUGGUAUGAAAUUGAUGCAGAAAAUAAAAGGAAAACAAAACAAAACAGAAAUAUAUAAAAACAAAUUACAGCAGAGUGGUGCAGAGUGGUGCAGCAAAAGUUUAAUGAAAAUGCUAAGCAAGACGAGCGCUGUUGCCAGCCAUCAGAUCAAAUUAAAAGCAAACACGCACAGAAAGCGACGAUGCAGCCCGCUGCUGUUGCCACUGUUACCAAUGCUGCUGCAACUGCUUUGCCAGCUGGGGCAUGCCACGGUGUUGACACAUGCCGGGUACAAUAGAACAUCAAGCAAUGCUGGGCAGGCCUUCAGUCAGCCUUUGACAACGAUGACGGGCGUGGCGCGCAACGAUGACAACAGCUUUCGGCCCAUCCUGCCCAGAGACAUAAGCCCCGAGUUUAUUUCGCGCAAUGUGUUUACCAAGUCGGGGCAGUACCGUGUCUUUCAGCCGGUCGAAAGCGAGAGCGACUUGCGCCUGGCCGUGGCAAUGCAGCGGAAGGAUUACACGCAAGAGGAUGCACCUGUCCAGUCGCGCAGUGUCCAGCCGGAGCCAAGGCCACAGCCAACUCAAAGGUCAACAACUACGACAACGACCACAAAGCCCUUUGAGAGAGCCAGCCAGCUAAACGAGAGCUCGACUGUGAUGCAAAAUGAGCUGCAGAGCCUGGAGGACUUGCUCAUGGAAUAUGUACAGCAAUUUUUCACCGAGGGCAAAUACGAGCCGAUGCCCGGACUUGUGUUUGCGCUCCAAAAGAAUCACACAAAGGAGCAUGUGGAAAAGCCUGUAAGGUUCGAACGAAGUGCUUUGGACUCGGCCAAUGUGGAACUCAAUGUUCCCCGCGCGCUGCAAAGUGCUCGGCUAUUGUUUUUUGCAGGACUCAAGAAGAUUAUGUGGCCCUUGUACAUGGUUUUGCAGAUGCUAAAGAGUAUACUGUUCGCCAUGUUUCUGCCCACAAUUAUUGGCAGCGUGAGUCGUCUGAUUGGCAAGGGCAUCACCUCGGGCUCGGCCAGCUCUGUGCCAUUGUUUGUGCGUCCCAUGGAGCCGCCGCAGGAGCUGGACUUUAGGGAUAACAGCCUUAACUUUGAGGAGGACAACAAGUUUGCCAUGGCUGAUGAUGGCAAGCCGAAUGCAGGCUAUGAGUACAAUGCAGAGGCCUCGCAGCAACAGGCGCAGUAUGCGUCGUUCAAUCCCAACUCGCUGAACUCGGCCACGCUCUCGAGGUACGGCGGCCAGCAGAUGCAGGAGACGUAUCUUAGUGCGCUGCAGAGCAUUGGCGCUGCUUCCUUUAAGAACUCGCAGAGCCUCUCGGCCGGCUCCUCCAGCGGCAUGGCGGCGCCCGGCAUGGCCAAGAAGCCCGCCUCGCCCGCAAAUAUGAAUACAUUCCAGAGCUUUCAGAAGGUUCCAAACUCCUCGCUGCUCUUGUCCAACUAUGAUCCCUUCUACAGUCCCUUGCUGUCGCGCCUAGACUCGGUCUUUGCACAACUAAAGCUAAACUCGGAGAACGAGCAUUGCCGCGAGAAGCUCAUCUGCCUGAUGUACGCCAAUCCCGCAAAGUAUGCUCCAUACAGCAAUCUUGUCUCGGCCCAGCUCAGUCGCGAGUUAAAUGAAUUGCGCAAGCCGACCUCCGAUAACCCAGAUAUCCUGCGCUUCUUCAAGUAUAUGCGCGCGGCCAAGGAUGGCCAGGACGGCGUCGACUGCGAGCAGUCGUUUGUGAAAUGCAAAGAAUUCAAGGAUUUCGAAAAUCCAGCAAUGCUCUCCACUUACAACGACAUCAACAAAUUGGUCCAGGCUCGUAAAUUGGCGUAGGACGACGCAUGCCAAACGAGCGAUGUGAGAGGUGAAAGCUCUCGCACCAGUCAAGACCUGGGCACAUCAGGUGUUGAUGCCUGUAGCUGUAAUUAUGCAAAUUUAACUUUAGCCUAGCCAUACAUGAAUGCAUAUGAGCGUCUAUAUAUUA